AUGACGCUUGCCGAUGACCAAGCGACCGCUGAGAUGGUCACCCCCGCGUUACAGCACGAUCCAAUACCUUCAACGGCCAUCAUUCAGCAGAGUGGCAUCGAAGAUGAGGAAGUUGGCGAGAGUGUCGACGCGCGUGUCAUUUCUUCGGUUCAUUCGGUCCGAGAAAUAGACGUUCUGCCUGCUUUACAAGCGUUUGUGGAUGCUUCCACGCAGACGGAUGCGAAUGUGGAAAGCGCUUACUUGAAAGAAGACAUUUUCUGUCUCGCCGGUGACCACAGUGGUAAGGAAGCGGAAAAGAAGGCGACUCAGGCGUCUAAAUCAGACCUCGCCUUACACGAGUGA
Molecule: messenger RNA, 342 nt
Organism: Soboliphyme baturini
Lineage: Eukaryota; Metazoa; Nematoda; Enoplea; Dioctophymatida; Soboliphymatidae
Source: the annotation of a GenBank genome assembly